Molecule: messenger RNA, 684 nt
Organism: Pogona vitticeps (central bearded dragon)
Lineage: Eukaryota; Metazoa; Chordata; Lepidosauria; Squamata; Agamidae
Source: RefSeq, a predicted model, not a curated record
AUGGAACUGGUAACCUUUGAGGAAGUGGCUGUGCAUUUCACCGAGGAGGAGUGGUUGCUGCUGGAUCCUGACCAGAGAGCUCUGCAUAAGGAAGUCAUGGAAGAGAAUCGUGGGCUCUUGGCUUCACUUGAUGACUGGAAGGAAAGAAGGAUAUGUUCCAAGUGUGGGAAGUGUUUUACGCCCAAACUGGGCCUUUCCAGGCAGCAAAGAACUCACACAGAAGGAGAACAUCAUGCCAGAAACAACUCGUACAGGGGCAACGUCUGUUGGAAAUGUUUUGCCCCAAAGAGGAUGCUCACACUUCACAGGGGGGAUCACCGUGGAAAGAGAAACUUCCGAGGUGAACGGAUGGGGAAACCUGUUCCUUUCAAGGCAUACCCUUUGCGCCACCAAAGAGUCUGCAGCAGAGAGAACCUACACAAAUGCCAGGAGUGUGGGAAAUGUUUCGCUCUGAAGUCACACCUUGUGAAACAUCGAAGCGUCCAUACAGCUGAGAAAUCCACCCAAUACCAGGAGUAUGAGAAGUGUUUCCCCCAGAAUUCAGACGUGUUGACUCACCGGAAAGACAGUGCAGAAGAGAAACCAUACAAACGCCAGAUGUGGGAGAAAUGCUUUGCUCUUAAUUCACAAUCUGUGGACCAUCAGAGAGUACACAUAGAAAAGAAGCCCACUUGUGGACCAUAA